This is a messenger RNA of Symbiodinium sp. CCMP2456, 3345 nucleotides long. Lineage: Eukaryota; Dinophyceae; Suessiales; Symbiodiniaceae. The record is from the annotation of a GenBank genome assembly.
AUGGCAGUGCCCUUCGCAUCGCUUGCAGUGCACUACAGCAGGUGUGGACUGGAGAAGGUCUGGAGCACCCAGCUCCGCUGUGAGGGCAAAGAUGGCCCGGAGGAGGUCGCCAACGUUCGCCGGGCCAUGGCUGAAGCUAUAGGCAUCUCAGCUGGCAGCCUCAGCUUGCUUUGCUUGCAGCGGAAACCUGGCAGCCCACAGAGCACGCUGAAGCCUGUCUCGGGGCAAAGUCUAGUUGCAUUUUUGGAGCAGAACUGCCGGGAAGAUCACGGUGUUUUCCAGCUGCGCGCUGCUUUUGACAAUGCUACCAACGAGGAUUUCGUGCAGGUGCGCGUGGCCUGCCCCGGCACGGCCACUUCAAAGGCUGUCGCGAACAGUAGCGCGAGCCAGCCUCUGCCGAUCGUGAUAGAGCAGUUUGAACUUGCAGCCAGCGGCACGGUGACGACUCUGAAAGAGCUGAUCUCCAAAAGGACGAAGUUCCCCGUAGAUCAGACGGUGCUGUUGCUGGGCUGUAAGCGAUUACAUGACGAGCUUCCCAUGGGCCGCGUCGCUGCCGCAGCAGAGACGUCUGGAACUCCUCUGCAGCUGCAUUUGAGCGCAAAAGGAGCUUUGGCCUUCCUCAGGCGCGAGGGGCAAGGACACCGCGAGCAAAAUGGCCCGCACACACUCAGCCUUAUUCUGCCGGCAUCUGUGAAGGGCAGCCAGGAAAGGCCUAUGCCCUUUGAUCUCGAAUCCACUCUGAGUGAUCUGCGAUGGUCUGUGCAAAGCAUUUCCGGGAUCUCGCCGGCGCGCAUGAAGUUGUUUCUGGACGACGACAGAGACUUGUCGUUCGCACCGGAGUCCAGCACUUUAGAGGAGCUUGGCUUCGAGGAUGGCUGCAGUGUGCAUGUGCAUGAACCGGAUGCUCUGGCCGUCGCCGACUUCGACAUGCCAUUGGAUAUCCCAUCCAUGGGUCCUGCGAGCCUGCUUUACGAGACGGCAGCGGAAAAGCUCGGGCUCGGGGUGGCACAGCAAAGCAAGCUUGCAAUCUUUGCUGGGAGUCAGCUGGUCGAACGUAGUGCUGAUUUAUCUCAGGCGCUCAUCGCUGACGGAGUGAUCCUCUGUGCUUACAUGAACUGGCCCUUGCAUUUAUCCGUGUCCGUCCUAGACUCGAGCCUGCCAGGAACCCUGGAGGGCUUUCCAGGUUCCUUGGAAGUGCGAAGCUGCGAUUCCAUUGCGGACGUCCGCCGGAAGCUGGUGGCCCGCGCCGUGGAAGCGGAGGCGACGGCGCUUCUGGAAGGCAGCUUGGCCUUCGCGGUGGAGUGCUCCACGUGGGAGCGAGAGGGAGCGGGGUGCCGCACUCUCGCAUCGCUGGAGACUCUGUUGGGAGGAUUUGCGCCUGUGCCGGAGACGGCGCGUCUCUCCAGGCUCGGAAUGGCUGAUGGUGGCUGCCACCUCGUGUUUGUGCCCAAGAAGGUGAUAUCCGUGGAAGUUCUGGUCUGCCAUGGCGAGGAAGAGAAGGGCACCAGACAACUCAGGGUGCCAAGCACCACUCGACUUUCAGAGCUUUCAAAGAUUCUGAUAAGAAGUCUACGGCAAAGCAGCCUCCCUGAUUUUGCCCCAAGCGAAUUCGCCCACUGCUCCUGGACGCCCUCUUCGGAUCCAAAGUCUCGGGAUGGCCUGCAGCGGAGCGCCUCGCAGUCCUCCUUCGGCGGAGUGGCGGCGAUGCUGUCGAAGGUGAAGAGGAAGUCCUUCGGGAGCAGCCCGGGCCCGGGCUCUCCGCCCGAGAAGCGCCGCCGCGGAGCUGGCGACUCCAAGGACAUCGACGAGAGGCAGUUUGUGGGCGACCUGCAAGCCCAGCAUCCGACGUCCUCCAGAGCGCUCUGUCAGCAGUUCCUGUGCCCGAUCUCCAUGCAGAUCAUGCAGGAUCCCGUCAUUGUGACGGGAAGUGGCAACACUUACGAUCGCAAGUCGAUCGAAAGGCACUUCCAGCACUUCUACAGAGACCCGCUGAACAACACCGAGCUCAGAAGACCGGCGGACAGAAAGCUGGUUCCAAACAACCAGCUCCGCAGCCAAAUCCGUGAAGCCGAAAUUUCGCAAAUUCACUUGCGACUUACUGCACAUGUUAGUGAGCAGCGCAGCUUUUCCAGCGAUGCGCCGAUGGCCGAAUAUCUUCGCAAGGCCUCGCCGGGGCCGCCGGAAGCCGGCGCGCUCCCGGCGGAAGGGGAUGCUUCGAAGCUGUUUGAUGCAUAUUUCAGUCUAGAGGGCGGAGAUGAAUUUGAGGAGGCAGUCCUGGAUACAUAUGCCGGUUUGAGGCCUGUUGCGUUCCCUAUCGCACAGGAGCAGGACAGUGGCAUCUUGGCAAAAUGUGAUGACACUCGCGAGUGGUGGAAGUGGCCGGCGCAGACGGUCGUGCAGCCGCCUUUGUUGGCGAUUCACGAAGAGAGUGCUCCAAGGCACGAGGACAGGAUCUUUCUCAGAGACCGGAUCACUUCUCGGUAUCUGUCAAUCAUUGUCCAGCACGGCAGCGCAAUACAGUGCACCAUGACAGAGAAACCUGCAUCUCUGUUCGUGGUCCAUGCAGACAUGGCAGAAUACCAGGAAGCAUGGCUGGGUUUCGCACACGAAGGGUUGCCGGCAUUUGGCUGCUUCCUUGGCUACAACAACUUUUUUGAGAGCUGGUACGCCUCGCUGGGAGCAGGCUCUGAGCAUCCUCUUCCAUGCGAAGCCGAAGGCCUCCAAGCUCACAGCACCUUCAAGUGGCAUCCGGAUGCCACGCUAAGGCACUUAUCAAGUGGGCUGUGGCUGCUUGGGGAUCCGUUGACGGAUGCCGUGCUGCUCCAUGAAAACAGGCUGUUCCUGUUGUCUGAGCGGCUGUACAGAAUCGAAUUCGAUGCUUUCCUGAUCUGGACAAAGUUUUGUGGAUGGAUAGACAGGCUUCGAAAUGUGUUGCUGCAGACUUCACCCAUCUCUCGGCCUGCCAAGACGGCAGCCUUCGGCAAAGACUCGCCAUUCAUCCGGGGCUCUGCGCUGAAAGCAUUGAACGGCGACACUGGUGAAUAUGGUGUCCCAGCCAUCAAAAAGCUAAUGGAAGCUGUCGAUUCGUUCUUCCCAGAUCCAGAAAGGGAUGUGGACAAGCCCUUCCUCAUGGGCGUGGAGAGUGUGAUGAGCAUCACGGGGAAGGGCACGGUUGCCACAGGCAAAAUCGAGCGUGGCAUUGCGAAGACGGGUGACACGAUCGAGAUUGUCGGGGUCAAGGAUAAGACCGCGAAGGCCACCAUCUCUGGCAUAGAGAUGUUCCACAAAACACUGGAUGAGGGCCAGUCUGGCGAUCAGCCUGCUGCUCAGUCCGUCCACCGGUAG